Molecule: messenger RNA, 672 nt
Organism: Lachancea fermentati
Lineage: Eukaryota; Fungi; Ascomycota; Saccharomycetes; Saccharomycetales; Saccharomycetaceae
Source: the annotation of a GenBank genome assembly
AUGGCAAUUACCAUUCGGAGAGCUACCAUAGAUGAUUUACUAUGCAUGCAAAAUGCCAAUUUGAACAAUUUACCUGAAAAUUAUUUGUUCAAGUAUUACAUGUACCAUAUCCUUUCAUGGCCUGAGGCAUCAUUUGUGGCCACAACAACCGGUGAUGUGAGCAAUCCGCAGGAUGUGUUUGAAGACCUUGCUCAAGAACAAAAUGUAGAGAUUAAGAGAGACCCUACCUAUAUUCGCCCUGGUGAGAAACUCGUCGGGUACGUGCUAGCAAAGAUGAACGACGAUCCAACACAACAGAAUGAACCCGCCAAUGGUCACAUCACUUCCCUGAGCGUGAUGAGAACAUACAGACGCAUGGGUAUCGCCGAAAAGUUAAUGAGACAAGCUCUUUUCGCUUUGAGAGAGGUUUACCAAGCUGAAUACGUAUCAUUGCAUGUUAGACAGUCUAACAGAGCUGCGCUGCAUCUCUACAGAGACACGUUGACAUUUGAAGUGUUGAGCGUAGAAAAGAGCUAUUAUCAAGAUGGCGAAGAUGCCUACGCCAUGAAGAAAGUUCUGGUACUCGACGAGCUCAAGCCAUCCAACUUCCAGAAGGGAGAAAUCGAAGACGAUCUGGAAAGCGAUUUGUUAGCGGAUAUCCUCAAGGAAGGCGUAGAUCAAGUCACCGUUUAG